AAAGUAGGUUUUUGUUCUGUUUGGUUUUUUGAGACGGAGUUUCGCUCUUGUUGCCCAGGCUGGAGUGCAAUGGCACCAUCUCGGCUCACCGCAACCUCCGUCUCCUGGGUUCAAGCGAUUCUCCUGCCUUAGCCUCCCGAGUAGCUGGGAUUGCGGGCAUGCGUUGCGCCACCACGCCUGGCUAAUUUUGUAUUUUUAGUAGAGACGGGGUUCCUCCAUGUUGCCCAGGCUGGUCUUGAACUCCCGACCGAAAGUGAUCCGCCCGCCUCGGCCUCCCAAAAGUGCUGGGAUUACAGGCGUGAGCCACGGCGCCCGGGCGCAAACCUGCGCGCCGCCAUCGCCGUCAUGCUGGGCGCCGCUCUCCGCCGCUGCGCUGUGGCCGCAGCCACCCGGGCCGGCCCUCGAGGCCUCCUGCACUCCACCCGGACUCCCGGCCCCGCCGCGGCUAUCCAGUCAGUUCGCUGCUAUUCCCAUGGGUCACAGGAGACAGAUGAGGAGUUUGAUGCUCGCUGGGUAACAUACUUCAACAAGCCAGAUAUAGAUGCCUGGGAAUUGCGUAAAGGGAUAAACACACUUGUUACCUAUGAUAUGGUUCCAGAGCCCAAAAUCAUUGAUGCUGCUUUGCGGGCAUGCAGACGGUUAAAUGAUUUUGCUAGUACAGUUCGUAUCCUAGAGGCUGUUAAGGACAAAGCAGGACCUCAUAAGGAAAUCUACCCCUAUGUCAUCCAGGAACUUAGACCAACUUUAAAUGAACUGGGAAUCUCCACUCCGGAGGAACUGGGCCUUGACAAACUGUAAACCCCAUGGAUGGGCUUCUCCAAGGAUUUAUUGACAUUGCUACUUGAGUGUGAACAGUUACCUGGAAAUACUGAUGAUAACAUAUUACCUUAUUUGAACACGUUUUCCUUUAUUGAGUACCAAGCCAUGUAAUGGUAACUUGGACUUUAAUAAAAGGGAAAUGAGUUUGAACUGAAA
This is a messenger RNA of Pongo pygmaeus (Bornean orangutan), 975 nucleotides long. RefSeq names its product cytochrome c oxidase subunit 5A (gene COX5A). Lineage: Eukaryota; Metazoa; Chordata; Mammalia; Primates; Hominidae. Gene Ontology annotation, cellular component: respiratory chain complex IV; mitochondrial inner membrane. The transcript is spliced from 6 exons. The record is from RefSeq and is a predicted model, not a curated record. The coding region runs from base 346 to 798 and encodes 150 amino acids. Gene Ontology annotation, biological process: mitochondrial electron transport, cytochrome c to oxygen.